CAAGCCCUUACUUUGUCGUCUCCAUUUCUGUUCUUACUCUGUCCACGAAUUCACCAAAACUUUAUUUAUUUAGGUGAACCGGAAAUCGAAUGCGGCCCAACAUCAAUCACUGUAAAUUUCAAUACUCGCAAUGCGUUCGAGGGGCACGUUUACGUGAAGGGUUUGUAUGACCAGGAAGGCUGCCGCAACGAUGAGGGUGGUCGACAGGUUGCUGGUAUUUCGCUGCCGUUUGACUCUUGCAACGUUGCUCGUACACGAUCACUAAAUCCACGAGGUAUUUUUGUGACCACGACCGUUGUCAUUUCGUUCCAUCCAUUAUUCAUCACAAAAGUUGACCGUGCUUACCGCGUCCAGUGCUUUUACAUGGAAGCUGAUAAAACGGUCAGCACUCAAAUCGAGGUAUCCGAAAUCACAACCGCCUUCCAGACCCAAAUUGUACCAAUGCCUGUCUGCCGCUAUGAGAUCCUGGAUGGUGGACCAACCGGACAGCCAAUCCAAUUUGCAACAAUUGGACAACAGGUAUACCACAAGUGGACUUGCGAUUCAGAAACUGUUGAUACGUUCUGCGCAGUUGUACACUCCUGCUUUGUGGACGAUGGCAACGGUGAUACGGUUGAGAUUCUGAACGCUGAUGGAUGCGCCCUCGACAAAUACUUGUUGAAUAACUUGGAAUACCCAACUGGUAAGCGCUGA
Gongylonema pulchrum is the source of this 693-nucleotide messenger RNA. The record is from the annotation of a GenBank genome assembly. Lineage: Eukaryota; Metazoa; Nematoda; Chromadorea; Rhabditida; Gongylonematidae.